Molecule: messenger RNA, 726 nt
Organism: Merops nubicus (carmine bee-eater)
Lineage: Eukaryota; Metazoa; Chordata; Aves; Coraciiformes; Meropidae
Product: EF-hand domain-containing family member C2-like
Exons: 4
Biological process (GO): regulation of neuron projection development
Cellular component (GO): microtubule
Source: RefSeq, a predicted model, not a curated record
GAACUAUUGUUCGACGGCAUCGGAUUCCACUUCCACCUCCUCAGCAAGAUCAGUUCUAUACUAUAGAUCAUUUCAAUAUCAACAUAGAACUAAUCCUUUAUGCCCGAAAAUAUAAGAUCAUAGAUUGUGACCAGUUUACAAAAAAUUUCUUGAGGAAGAUGGGAUUUAGAUUAAAUCCUCCUGCAGAUCGUCCAGAUGACCCAUACACCAAAGAGCGACAAAAGAUUCUGGAUAGUAUGAACCCAUUGCGCCCUUUUGAGCGCAUUGACACUUUGAAACAAUUUCUGGAGCAUGAUGGACACGUUUUACGUUUUUUCUGUGUGUGGGAUGACCCAGAAUCCAUGUUUCAGGACCCACGGGAACUUGUUCUGCACUAUUAUUUAUCUGAUGAUACUAUCGAUAUAAAAGAAAUUGUACCUGCGAACUCAGGCCGGGAUGCAAUUCCACGUUUCCUCAGAAGAGAUAAGCUCCCAAAGUAUGCUCCCACUGGACUGUAUCAGCCAGGCACAAUCACCAGUCGCACGGUUCUCAAUGUGUUUGGAAACUUAGUAGGAAACAAAGGCUAUUACAUUUUGGACAAUCGUAAGACAGGAGCAGUGCGUCAAGAAUUUUACAGAGACAGUGACUUGAAAAUAGGGGCAGUAAUUAAUGUUUGGGGAAGGAAGAUAAUACUCUGUGAUUGUGAUGAAUUCACUAAAGAAUAUUACAGGACAAAGUACGGAAUUG